GUCCAGUCAAAUAUCAAGUUAUGCUUGACAUCAGAUGGAUUUCGACCAAGAGUUGAAGAAAAUCGUUCGCGAAUGCACCUAAGAGGUGUUUGUAUUGAAGUGUAUGUGGUGUACAUCCAUUUAUAUCCUGUCGUGAUGUCAAUAUGCCAGGAGGACGAAGAGGAUUGGUUGCUCCACAGAACACCUUUCUCGAGAAUAUUUUGCGACGAUAUAAUUCUUUACCUGACUGCAGUUUUCUACUGGCUAAUGCCCAAAUUGUGGACUUUCCUAUCGUAUAUUGCUCCGAAACAUUUUGUAAACUUGCGGGUUAUAACAGAGCUGAGGUGAUGCAGAAGAGUUGUCGUUGUAGUUUUAUGUUUGGUGAGUUAACAGACAAAGCCACUAUAUCGAGGAUAGAACAGUGCCUGGAUAAUCAAUCGCUUGACCAAGUGGAGAUCCUUCUCUACAAGAAAAACCGUAGCCCAUUAUGGCUUCUUUUACACAUAGCACCCAUUAAAAAUGAAAAAGAUGUUGUUGUUUUAUUUCUGUUGACAUUUCGGGACAUAACAGCUCUGAAACAACCUCUGGAAGACGAUGCAGCCAAAGCAGCUGUUGGUCUUAGUAAGUUUGCUCGAUUGGCGAGAUCUGUCACCAGAAGUCGUUCAGUCCUUGUCCAACAAUUCUCUUCACAUAUUCCUGCAAUAAAGUCCGAAAAUGCCAAACAAUCGCAGAUUGCUCACAUGAUAAGCUUGAAUUCCGAUGUCCUGCCCCAAUACCGUCAAGAAGCACCCAAAACUCCACCCCAUAUUCUUCUCCAUUAUUGCGCCUUCAAAGCUAUCUGGGAUUGGGUGAUACUAUGCCUUACCUUCUACACUGCCAUUAUGGUGCCCUAUAACGUUGCGUUCAAAAAUAAAACGAGCGAAGACGUUACUUUACUGGUGUUGGACAGCAUCGUGGACGUCAUCUUUUUCAUCGACAUCGUGUUGAAUUUCCACACAACAUUUGUCGGACCUGGAGGUGAAGUUGUUUCGGACCCAAAAAUCAUCAGGAUGAAUUAUUUGAAGAGUUGGUUUAUUAUUGACCUCUUAUCGUGCCUACCUUAUGAUGUCUUCAAUGCCUUUGACCAUGAUGACGAUCAAGGAAUCGGCAGCCUCUUCAGCGCCCUGAAAGUGGUUCGCCUACUUCGACUCGGUAGAGUUGUAAGAAAGUUAGAUAGGUAUUUAGAGUACGGUGCAGCCAUGUUAAUUCUCCUUCUCUGCUUCUACAUGUUAGUAGCCCAUUGGCUAGCUUGUAUUUGGUAUAGCAUAGGACGUAGCGAUGCCGAAAACAAUUGCACUCAUAGCUGGUUAUGGAAAUUAUCCAAUACAACCAUGAAAGAUUUUCAUUUUCGCAUCUCUAAUCAAACUAUGAAAGGUGAAUUAGUGGAUGGGCCUCCUCGUGGUACCAUGUACGUUACAGCUUUAUACUACACAAUGACGUGCAUGACCAGUGUAGGGUUUGGCAACGUUGCAGCUGAGACUGACAAUGAGAAGGUUUUCACCAUUUGCAUGAUGAUCAUCGGAGCUCUUCUUUACGCUACAAUUUUCGGUCAUGUUACAACAAUCAUUCAACAAAUGACAUCAGCAACAGCUAAAUAUCACGAAAUGCUUAACAGCGUGCGGGAAUUUAUGAAACUCCACGAGGUGCCUAAAGCAUUAAGCGAACGAGUUAUGGAUUACGUUGUUUCCACUUGGACAAUGAGUAAAGGAAUUGAUACGAAAAAAGUAUUGAGUUACUGUCCGAAAGACAUGACAGCCGACAUCUGUGUCCAUCUAAACAGAAAAGUUUUCAACGAACAUCCAGCUUUUCGGCUUGCCAGUGAUGGUUGCCUCAGAGCACUUGCUAUGUACUUCAGCAUGGAUCACAGCGCACCUGGUGAUUUGCUGUACCAUACUGGAGAAAGUAUAGAUACACUGUGCUUUGUCGUCACUGGAUCGUUAGAGGUUAUACAGGAUGACGAAGUAGUUGCUAUUUUAGGCAAAGGAGACGUAUUUGGCGAUUCUUUUUGGAAGGAACCGACAAUUGGUCAAUCUUGUGCAAAUGUAAGAGGUCUUACAUAUUGCGACCUGCACGCAAUUAAGAGAGAUAAAUUACUAGAAGUGUUAAAUUUCUAUCAUGCUUUCGCCAAUUCCUUCGCUCGCAACUUAGUUUUGACAUAUAAUCUUAGGCAUCGAUUAAUCUUUCGAAAAGUCGCUGAUGUAAAGCGAGAAAGAGAAUUGGCUGACCGAAAGAAAAGCGAACCUUUGCAAGAGAUCUCCCAGGACCAUUUGGUUAGGAAAAUCUUCUCGAAGUUCCGCAAGAAUGGAUCAGAAACAAACAACAGGCCCGGAAGCUCUAAUCAAGUUGCUGCAUUACCAUCUCCAGAUUUGGAGAAAGGAGAAGGACCCACUUCAAGUCAGAUAGACAUCAAUAGUGAAAACAGCAGGAAAACAGGUCGAGAGAGUCAUUCUUCAGAAGGUACAGAACUGAAGAAUGGAAGUGGUCGUAAUUCUAGUAGAUGGAGUCUUAUAGCCGACGAAACUAGUUUGGAAAAUAAGGAAAAUCAAUAUUUUAAUGAAGGUGGGAAUAAAUUGGACAACAAAAAAGUAAUUGGUGCUAUACCUCCUAUCAAAGGUAAAGGUAGUAAGUGGGCCAAACUGAUGGAUAAAUCGGAAAGUGGCGAUGUGGAUAAUGAAGAUUCCAAGUCUGAUAAAGAUUUAGCAAUCUUUUCUCUGCAGAAACAAACGUCACAACAAGAACAAAGUGCGGACUCAAUGCAAACUUGUGACUUUCUGCAUCAACGUAACAGUUCGGACUAUCAGCAAAUCGUCGCAAAUUUAAUGGAUCUUCGAAUAGAUCUUAAGCUCGAAAUUCAACGACUCAACAACAAAAUUACGAGGAUAGACGAUCACAUUGGUGAAUUAAUUCACCAUGUACCGCGUUUUGAAUCAAAUACUUUGGUGUUGAGAAACGUUGGAGAUCAUACGAGACAUACGUGCAGCAAAGCUGGAAGCAAGAAAGAAGGUUGUGAGCGUGGCACUCACGGAGGAUCCAAGAAGAAGGGAAAAACGAAGAAUAAAGGUCCAGUUUCUCAAUCUUCGCCUACAGAUAUGAGGGCAAUGCUCGAAAACGAGAUUGAGGAACUGGACAGGGACAGCACUAAUAAGGAAUUGUACGAGCAAGAAAAAGAUCCACAGUAAGAUCUUUUUAGCAAAGGCUUAACUAACUAUUAAGGCCUGAAAUUGCAAAUUUCUUCUUUUGCAAAACUCCAGGGUUCCAAACAAAUGCAAUAAAGGAACCUUUCUUGGCCAUUUUCUUCUAGAUCUCUCCAACCCCGUGCAUAAGGUUGAGAGUAACUAGAUUUUAAAAAAGAAGUCCAAAAUAGAAUUUCAAUUUUGUCCAUUUAAAAAUUAAAAAAAAAAGGAAAAAUAAUAAUUAUAUUUUGAGAAGUAA
This is a messenger RNA of Centruroides sculpturatus (bark scorpion), 3450 nucleotides long. Its product is annotated as potassium voltage-gated channel protein eag-like. Gene Ontology annotation, molecular function: voltage-gated potassium channel activity. The coding region runs from base 144 to 3197 and encodes 1017 amino acids. Lineage: Eukaryota; Metazoa; Arthropoda; Arachnida; Scorpiones; Buthidae. The record is from RefSeq and is a predicted model, not a curated record. Gene Ontology annotation, cellular component: membrane. Gene Ontology annotation, biological process: regulation of membrane potential; potassium ion transmembrane transport. The transcript is spliced from 10 exons.